Messenger RNA from Staurois parvus, 294 nucleotides. Lineage: Eukaryota; Metazoa; Chordata; Amphibia; Anura; Ranidae. The record is from the annotation of a GenBank genome assembly.
CAAAGCAGGGGUGGACUGACAACUCAUGGGGUGCCCCCGGCAAUAGGGGGACCUGGGGAAUCUCCUUGCCCAAACUCAAAAAAAAAGCCUAUGAAAAAGGUACCAGGGGCAUUCUCAUGGGGCCCCCUACUGACCUCAAGCCCUCGGGCAGUGCCCGAGUUUCCAAAUGGUCAGCUCGCCCCUGCACUUAAGUCACAGUCACUGUGUAGGUAUAUAGUAGAUGUAGACUUGCUAUUCUCUACCACUUUGAUUUAAAUUUACACUUAAACAUGGUAAUUGUAGGAUACAACCAAC